AACAAAAUGUCGUUGGAUGCAAAGAGCACAGAGAAUUGGACGCUAAUUUCAUGGGUUCCAAAGGUUAAGACAGAUGUAGCUAAGAAGAUACUGCAAAAGAAGACAGGUGACUUGGCUUGCAAGUCAAGCACUGAGAUGACCAAAGAUCCCAAAAAGGUAUGUCUUUGCUCACCAACGGCUCACGAUGGGUCCUUCCGAUGCCACCUUCACCGAACCACCACCGGUGCUGCUCCCACGGCUAACCCUAAGACCACGGCCGUGAAGAAAGAUCGACCACCACUGUCACGGCUCAGUGUGGUCACAUCAUCUGAGAAUACUGAAUAGCGUUCCGUUUUAUCCGACGCAUAAU
Molecule: messenger RNA, 349 nt
Organism: Tarenaya hassleriana
Lineage: Eukaryota; Viridiplantae; Streptophyta; Magnoliopsida; Brassicales; Cleomaceae
Exons: 2
Coding region: 7-324 (105 amino acids)
Source: RefSeq, a predicted model, not a curated record